This is a messenger RNA of Clunio marinus, 240 nucleotides long. Lineage: Eukaryota; Metazoa; Arthropoda; Insecta; Diptera; Chironomidae. The record is from the annotation of a GenBank genome assembly.
AUGCUUUCUACUGUUUUAAUUCAAUUAGGUGAUUGUAGUGGCUAUAAAAUGUUAUGGAGCUUGUUCACAAAGUUAUAUCUCGGUGUUCCAAAUUAUGUGAAAAUGCAAAUAACAUUAAAUGAGCAUUACACUGCACAACCGAACCCCAUGCAAUUAUCUGUAAUUCUAAUGCCCAUGAGAAUUUCCGUAAAUUUCCCUACUCGUCUUGACAUUCAAAGUCUGACUUUAAGUGAUCAAUAA